AUGAGGAGGGAGAACCAAAGCAGUGUGUCUGAGUUCCUCCUCCUGGUGUUACCCAUCUGGCCAGAGCCGCAAAGCAUGUUCUUUGCCCUGUUCCUGGGCAUGUACCUAACCCUGGUGCUGGGGAACCUACUUAUCAUCAUGCUUGUCAGGCUGGACCCUCACCUCCAAACCCCCAUGUACUUCUUCCUCAGCCACUUGGCCCUCACAGAUGUUUCCCUUUCAUCUGUCACGGUUCCAAAGGUGCUGAUGAACAUGCAGACUCAACAACAAUCCAUGUCUUAUGCACGGUGCAUUUCUCAGAUGUCUUUUUUCUCACUUUUUAUUUGUCUGGACAAUUUCCUUCUCAAAGUAAUGGCUUAUGACAGGUAUGUCACCAUUUGUCAGCCUCUCCAUUAUACCACUGUCCUGAGGCAAGAACUAUGUGUCUCCUUAGGAGCUGGGUCCUGUUUCUCUGUUGUAUCCCCCUCUUGGUGCAAAACUCCUUCUGUGCUGACUAUCAUCCUCAACUUCUUCUGUGACCUCACUGCCCUUCUAAAGUUGAGUUGUUCAUACACCUGCCUCAAUUUGCUGGCCAUCUUUACUGUGGCAGGAAUGCUUUUCAUUCUGUCUUUGAGCAGUAUCAUGGGCUGGAUAUUCACACAGGGACCACAGUUUUGA
Messenger RNA from Phacochoerus africanus (Common warthog), 657 nucleotides. RefSeq names its product olfactory receptor 1J4-like. Gene Ontology annotation, molecular function: olfactory receptor activity; G protein-coupled receptor activity. Gene Ontology annotation, cellular component: membrane. The record is from RefSeq and is a predicted model, not a curated record. The coding region runs from base 1 to 657 and encodes 218 amino acids. The transcript has a single exon. Lineage: Eukaryota; Metazoa; Chordata; Mammalia; Artiodactyla; Suidae. Gene Ontology annotation, biological process: G protein-coupled receptor signaling pathway.